AUGGACGUAAUGAUGGAACCCGUUACGGAAUGGGCCAAGUCUCUUCCGCCGCGUACAGACUUCUUCCCCGUUACCCAGCCUGCGUAUGCGGUGCUGCUAACCGUUUUCCAAUAUUUCAUCAUCGCUCCAAUUUUGCAGUCAUUAACACCUUACUACCCUCAAGGCAAAACCUCGCUGUCGAAAUCCCUUUUCAACCUACCGGGUAGAUACACAUGGUGCAUCAUGGAGAGUGCCGGAGUGGUAAACUUCAUCUAUAUCAUGUCAACCUCUGAACAAGGCAAUGGCUUCUCAGGCCUAUCGACAUGGCAUAAAGUCCUUGCCGUACUUUAUGUUCUCCACUACCUCAAUCGAGCGAUAAUAACACCUCUAUUCCUUGCCCCAAGCAUGUCACCUAUCCAUAUUGAAAUCGCCUUAUUUGCCGUAGGGUUCCACUACAUGGCCUCGAGCACUUUCGCGUUUUGGCUGUUGGGAUAUAAAACCGUCUUGGCGACUGCCGGUACCCCUGAAGCGCCGGGCGUAAUGUACGACGCUACUAUCGCCACCGCUCCCAAAUUAGCUGGAUACAUGACUUACGUGCCCUACCUUGGCCUUGUGGUCUUCCUGGUUGGGAUGUACGGUAACAUUCAGUCUGAGAACACUUUAUUCGAACUCCGCAAGGAGGAGGCGCAUCGAAGACAGAAGAAGCAAGGAGGCGAAGUUGCCGUGAAGGGCAAAUCCAUAUAUGAUAAAGUAUACGUCCUGCCUCCGGCGGAGGGGUAUUUCUCCUCGAUACUCUUUCCCCAUUAUGCGCUGGAGUGGAUUGAAUGGUUGGGUUUUGUGAUUAUUGCGCUUUCAAUCACGACGCUUGACGUGACACCUGUUGUGGGAUCGGCUGCCUCUGUUGUGCCUCUUGCGCCAUUUUAUGCGCCCAUCGUUAAGUUUUUGAUGGGAACAUGCAACUUGCCGCUUCCGUUCCCUGUCUUGUUGACAUGUGUGAAUAUUGUAGCGACCACGGCCGUGCGCGCGCGCUGGGGAAGGACUUGGUAUAUCGAGCGCUUUGGUGAAAAGGCGGUUGGGAAUAGGGGAGCGUUCAUCCCUUAUUGCAAGUGGCUGUGA
Molecule: messenger RNA, 1095 nt
Organism: Microsporum canis CBS 113480
Lineage: Eukaryota; Fungi; Ascomycota; Eurotiomycetes; Onygenales; Arthrodermataceae
Exons: 2
Coding region: 1-1095 (364 amino acids)
Biological process (GO): lipid metabolic process
Molecular function (GO): oxidoreductase activity, acting on the CH-CH group of donors
Source: RefSeq, a predicted model, not a curated record